Messenger RNA from Ooceraea biroi (clonal raider ant), 2580 nucleotides. RefSeq names its product serine/threonine-protein kinase pelle (gene pll). The record is from RefSeq and is a predicted model, not a curated record. Gene Ontology annotation, biological process: protein phosphorylation; signal transduction. NCBI's taxonomy places the organism in Eukaryota, Metazoa, Arthropoda, Insecta, Hymenoptera, Formicidae. Gene Ontology annotation, molecular function: ATP binding; protein kinase activity; protein binding.
AGAGUUCAGUGCAUGAUACACGCUUCAUCUAAGUUGCGAGAGGAUAAGGACUCUCACUAGAAAUUUUUCGUGGCUUCUGUUUGCCAAAGAUCGUUGACAAUUAAUCACGUAAUUUUAAAGAAACAACAUGGCAGCAACAAAAGAUAUUAUUUAUAUUUACCAUUUGCCAUUCUUUGCACGAUCGGAGUUCUGUAAAAUCAUGAACCAAAAUGAUAAGUGGGAAGAAUUGGGUACCUGGAUGAAGUUUGAUAUGUUAACAAUAUACAGUUUGAGGAAGGAGAAGAAUCCUACCGAUAAACUUUUGACGCUGUGGGGUCACUACAACCACACAAUAACAGAAUUAUUCAUUUUAUUAUCUAGAAUGCAACAUUAUCAGUCAAUGGUGCCCCUGCUACCUCAUGUUGAGCAAAGGUAUCACGUGCUCUUACAUAAAGGAGAGGCAAAUUUACAAAAACUGCAACACAAGCGACUGGACAAGAAUACCAAGGAUUUAAAGAUUGGCACGCAGAAUUUCAAUCAGCACGCCCCACCAGAGCCAACUGUUGAUAAAAUAUUGAAUCAACAGGUAGCACAAUUAGCCGUUAGUCCCAGCAAUUCUAAUAAUUUGUUGGUAGUUUCACCGGGAGCUGCAGUUGUCUCCCCGCAAGAUACUAGCAGCAAUGUCAAGAAACUCAAUGAAUCGAUAUUGAAAACAGAAACUACUUUACCACAUGCAACCUACAGUGAAUUAGCGAUUGCCACCAAUGGAUGGAAUCAGCACAAUAUAUUAGGGAAGGGCGGCUUUGGAACGGUGUACAGAGGAACGUGGAAAAACACGAAUGUAGCUGUUAAGAAGAUCCAACGGAAAGGGCCUGAGUCGGAUGAGAGUUACAUGCUUCAACUCCAACAGUCACUAAGGGAAAUAAAAAUUCUAAACUCGCGCGCCCAUGAGAACAUCUUGCCUUUGUACGCGUAUAGCUUCGGUGGCGAGGCACCAUGCCUGGUCUACCAACUGAUGCAGAAUGGGUCGUUAGAAGAUAGGCUGUUAGUGAAACAGAGGAGUAGACCACUAACGUGGAUACAGAGGCACGAAAUCGGCAAGGGUAUCGCAUGUGGCUUGCAAUAUCUCCAUACGAUUGGUGAAAAACCGCUGAUUCAUGGAGAUAUAAAAAGUGCUAAUAUCUUGCUCGAUAAGAACUUUCAACCGAGAAUAGGCGACUUUGGUUUGGCGCGAGAAGGUCCUAAGAGAGACAGUAUGAAGAUCAGCAAGAUUCACGGAACUAGACCGUAUCUACCUGAUGAAUUUUUACUUGACAAAAAAUUAUCGACAAAAAUAGAUACAUAUAGCUAUGGAAUAGUUCUCUUUGAAUUGGCAACUGGUCUUCGGGCGUAUGACGACUCGCGACCGGAGAAGAAAUACUUGCGGGACUUAAUUGAUGAUUGGGAGGAUAAAGAUCUUCCUUUAUUAAUAGACAAAAAGGCAGGUGAAAAGGACAGUCAGGUUUUCGGAAAUUUUAUAUCGCUGGGAAAAUGGUGCGCAAACAAAUUGGCACAAAAUCGACCAGAAAUGGAACUUGUGUUUCGAAAACUAAACGAUUUAUGACUCGUGAUAUGAUACAUGGUACGGGAUCUAUAUGAUGCCUUUUUGAAAUUGACCAAGGUUUUUGUACAUCGAAUUACUUAUAUACCGAAACAAAUAUGAGUGCAAUCAUAACGAGCAUAUUGUGAUACAGUAGUUUAGUUAAAUAUAUUAUAAAUAAUGUAUAUUAUAUAGCAUAUUUUGUCAUUAUAAAAAUUACCAAUAUUUUUAUAUUAUUUUUAUAUAUACAUAUGUGUAAAUUUUAUAUAUAAUGUGUAAAUAUAUAUGUAAUGUUUAUAUAUAUGUGUAAAUUUUAUCUAUACUGGAUACAGGAUAAAGGUUUAGUUAAAACACGUAGAGAUAGAGUGGCUUGAGUUAAACUGAAAAGUCCCUACAUCGUUUCGCGUUUUUCACAUGGUAAAAGAGUUAUUAACUGAUUAAGAUUAGCAAUUUAGAACACAUCUCGCGCAGAUUUUUGUAGUCUAUUUUGUAGCAACGAACGUAAACACGUGAGGAAGGAGAUGAUAAUGUGUCGCUAGUAUUCUACUAUAUCUAUUUCUAUUAUCUAUUAUCUAAUAGGUCAAGCCUAGAACACUCCGCGCGCGAAGUGCGCUCUACUUUGCUAAUUCUAAUGAAUUAAUAUCUCUUUAAUUAUUUAUGAAUCUCGCAAAACGGUGUAGGACUUGUCAAUUCAAUUCAACCCACUUUGCCUUUGGCUAGUAUUAUUAUAUUUAUUAUAUAUAGGGACACCCUGUAUAUAAUAAAUCAUUUGUUCAGUUGUUGAAAUGUUUCACUAACAAGUUUUAUAUAUGCAAUUAUAAAAUAUAAAAUGCAUUAAUUAUACAAAUGUAUUUUAUUAUAUCUUUAUCUGUUUGUAAGAUCCAGAUAAAUGAAUAACAACACUUCGUUUACAAACAGUUUUAUCACAUUCUAUUUUUCGACGUAUGUCGCAAUACUUCAUCACUUAUUACAAAAGUUACAAUUUUGUACAUGCAAACUAUAAUAUAUGAAUAAAUAAACUA